Molecule: messenger RNA, 698 nt
Organism: Pangasianodon hypophthalmus (striped catfish)
Lineage: Eukaryota; Metazoa; Chordata; Actinopteri; Siluriformes; Pangasiidae
Exons: 3
Coding region: 200-400 (66 amino acids)
Biological process (GO): endoplasmic reticulum unfolded protein response
Cellular component (GO): endoplasmic reticulum
Source: RefSeq, a predicted model, not a curated record
GGGGGGUGUCAGCGUGUGGUCACGUGCUCAACGGUUCUCUGAGCAGCUAGCGGUUCGGUUAUUACCCCGGCUCGCGACUUCCGGUUCUCUGAUUAAAUAUCGAAAGAUUAAACAACCUGGCGGUUUCAUUUCACCAGCGAGCGCGUUUUAGUGUGACGUGAAUCUGUUCCGUUGUAAAUAUUCGUCAUUUCCGGUCAUCAUGUCGGCGGUGCAGCGGAUGAAAGUGGCGAACGAGAAACACAGCAAGACCAUCACACAGCGCGGGCACGUGCAGAAGACCACGAGGGUGCAGGGAGAGGAGAAAUCUCCGGUGGGUCCGUGGCUCCUCGCUCUGUUUGUGUUUGUGGUGUGUGGCUCAGCUAUCUUCCAGAUCAUACAGAGUAUCAGACAGGGGAUGUAGGAUGAUGAUGUUUGGCGUUCGGGUGAUGGUCAAAAUGAAGCUCCUCCCACUGAAUCCUGACUGACCAAUCACCUCCUUCUGUGUAGAGUUUACAUUACAGUGGAGCUGUUCUCUGACUGACUGUGUGUGUCUGUGUGUCUGUGUGUGUCUGUGUGUGUCAGUGUGUGUGUGUGUGUGUGUGUCUGUGUGUGUGUCUGUGUGUCAGUGUGUGUGUGUGUGUGUGUGUGUGUGUGUGUGUGUGUGUGGUGCUAUGCAAUGAUUUUAUACCAGCAAAUAAACUAUUUUCUCUACACACACA